Messenger RNA from Abrus precatorius (Indian licorice), 664 nucleotides. RefSeq names its product B3 domain-containing protein At2g33720-like. NCBI's taxonomy places the organism in Eukaryota, Viridiplantae, Streptophyta, Magnoliopsida, Fabales, Fabaceae. Gene Ontology annotation, molecular function: DNA binding. The coding region runs from base 1 to 573 and encodes 190 amino acids. The transcript has a single exon. The record is from RefSeq and is a predicted model, not a curated record.
AUGAGUUUAAAGUCACAAAUUCCAUCAAAUUUGACAUUCAUCUUUUCCAACAUGAACAAUCCUAUAGAUGAAAGGGAGCAGUGCCAAAAGAAGAGGAAAUCUACCAUCUGUGAAGCCUCGACUUUGAGGACUUCAAGGAGAAGAUUCUACAACAACAAAAAUGAAGAAGAGAGGAAUAAAGGAGUCUCAACCACACUAAAGCUUUAUGAUGACCCAUGGAAGAUCAAGAAGACACUAACUGAUAGUGAUCUGGGAAUCCUGAGCAGACUCUUGUUGGCUGCAGAUUUGGUCAAAAAACAAAUUUUGCCUAUGCUGAGUGUAGAUCAUGCAAGGGCUGCAGAGACUGAGGAAGGAACCCCGGUUAAAGUUUGGGACAUGGACACCAAAUCCAUGCACCAACUUGUUCUAAAGCGGUGGUCUUCAUCCAAGAGCUAUGUUCUUAUUGGAAAGUGGAACCAGGAUUUCGUGAGAAGAAGAGAUCUGAAGAAAGGGGAUGAGAUCGGAUUUCACUGGGAUCCAUAUAACUGUGCUUUCAAUUUCUGUGUUCUCAAACGAGCCGUUCCGGAGAAUUAAUCUCAGUGUUAGUAUUACUUUAUUUUCCUAUCCAUAAAAAAAACCAUGAAACCCUCUCUAUAUGCUUAUGUAAACAUACAAUAAUGUUAUU